AUGAACCGUUUUCAAAUAAUGGUGAUGAUAACAGCAAAGCACCCACUGGACCGGGUAUUGUCGAAGAAUGCUGUCAUCGGUGGUGUAGUUACGAACAACUUGAGCAGUAUUGCAAACCACCGUCUAAUUAAUAAUAUUUAUUUUAUUGAUUCAACAAAAUCCAAACUAUGUGAAGCUAUAAAAAAUACUAAGAUGUGUUUAUUGAGAGCUGCAAUGAAAUUUAGCAAUAAUAAACUGGUAUUUAUUAUUAGCAACAAACAGAAUACAAAGUACAGCAGCGCUCAUCGUUUAAAAGUAUUUAUUAUUGAAUUGUCAAACGCAAAUAUCAUUUGCAGUCUGGUUGACUGGUAUAAUCAAAGGAAAAUAAGAAGAAACAGUUGUCAAGAGAAAGUCGUUGAGAAUGAGGAAAUCAAACUCGAUUUUAUUAAAUAUAUCGCACUGAUCUCGCUGUUUUUCACCGCAAGUGUGAUGUUUAUUAUUUGUAAAUAA
Messenger RNA from Cotesia congregata, 489 nucleotides. The record is from the annotation of a GenBank genome assembly. Lineage: Eukaryota; Metazoa; Arthropoda; Insecta; Hymenoptera; Braconidae.